This is a messenger RNA of Penicillium cataractarum, 3528 nucleotides long. RefSeq names its product ATP-dependent 3'-5' DNA helicase. Gene Ontology annotation, molecular function: ATP binding; nucleic acid binding. Lineage: Eukaryota; Fungi; Ascomycota; Eurotiomycetes; Eurotiales; Aspergillaceae. Bases 1 to 3528 code for a protein of 1175 amino acids. The transcript has a single exon. The record is from RefSeq and is a predicted model, not a curated record.
AUGACGGACUCUGCAAUAACCCCCGCUAAAAAUACUUUGAAACGAAAACAAGGCCACGAUGGCGACGACCAGACCGCUAGCCGCGCCGCCACUCCGUCCUCGAACGCGUCAGUAGGCGGCACCGACAACGCUGCAGAGACCGCUUCCAUUCACGAUGCGUCAGAUUCGCAAGCCACGGAGAGUGGAAAAAAUACAAAGAGGAGUAAGGGCCAAGGGAAGAAGUCAACCACCUCGAAGCCACGAUCCAAAGCUCCGAAAAAGCGAACCCCUUCUGCGCCAUGGCCAGACGAACUCAAACGCCUCUCCCAGACUCACCGUGCCCUGAACCUCGUAUAUACCUUCUGCUGCACGCGAAAACACUUUAUCACGACGUUUGACAAUAUCAAAAAGGCUGUCCAGGCGCAGCUUGGCCAAGGGAGAGAACUCACAGUCGAGGAUGUGGCGAGGGUCAAGGUGCUCGUCCCUCGGGCGGUGCGAUUCGAGUAUGUCGAUGAAGCCCGACUGGAGAUCAUGACGGUUGGCGAUCGAGAAAGCAUCGACUACGGAUUAGGAAGGGGUCAUGACACACUCACUACCGAGGAUCUGCCCGAUAAUAGCGUGGAUCACAAUGAUGGAAGGAAAGACGUUCUCUUUUUCGAAUUUGUGGACGGCGACCUCAAGCGGGAGGUGCAGAAUCCAAAAACUGGAGAGCCGUCGAAACCCACGCGCCGAAUGAAAGAUGAGGACCUGAAGAUGCCAGUGUACAGCCAAAAGCAGAUGCUUGCCCUUAUCGAGAAGCGAAACACCAAAUUUACCGAUGCGAUUGACGCAUUCCUCGUCCGCUGUGAAGAUGAAGGACUGGAACCGAUAGAGACUUUGGAACAGGAGAAAAUUGCGUUUCUGCCUACGCCUCCUGGCAGUGAGGUAAACACUCCCGCUUUUGCCAAGGCACCUGCGACGAUACCGAAAGAACGCAAAUCUAUCGCAGAAAUUAUUGCCGAAAUACGGGAAAUGGAGUGGUAUCAUGCUCAGAUCGUUCCGGAAGGACAUCGGGUAUUUGAUGCUCAAUCUCCAGUAUACGGUGACUUGACAUUUCAGCUGUCGCAAGACCUUGUCAAUGCGCUUUACAAUACGAAAGGCAUCACUCAGCUCUACUCUCAUCAGGCCGAGGCAAUCAAUCAUCUAUACGAAGGUCACAAUGUGAUUGUAUCCACCUCGACAAGCUCAGGAAAGUCGCUCAUCUACCAGGUUCCCAUGCUGCACGAACUGGAAAAGGAUCCUGACAGUAGGGGUAUGUAUAUCUUCCCUACCAAAGCCCUAGCCCAGGACCAGCGACGCAGCAUGAUGGAUCUAUUGCGGUUCAUGGAUGGCUUGCAGCAGACAAUAGUUGAGACAUUCGAUGGCGAUACGCCGAUGGGUAGCCGGAACCUCAUCCGUGAUGAGGCUCGCAUAAUUUUCACAAAUCCCGACAUGCUACAUAUUACCAUUCUUCCACAGGAAAGUGCAUGGCGCACUUUCUUAAAGAACUUGAAGUUCGUGGUUGUGGACGAGUUGCACGUGUACAACGGCUUGUUCGGGUCCCAUGUAGCAUACAUCAUGCGCCGACUCCGAAGAAUUUGUGCUGCAGUAGGAAAUCGACAUGUGAAAUUCAUAUCCUGUUCUGCUACAGUUGCAAACCCAGAGCAGCACAUGAAAUCGAUUUUUGGCGUGCGGGAUGUGAAAUUGGUGGAUUAUGAUGGAUCUCCAUCAGGCCGAAAGGAAUUUGUCUGCUGGAAUACUCCAUUCAAGGAUCCGGCUGAUCCAACCUCUGGACGCGGUGAUAGCGUCGCGGAGACUGCCCGCCUGUUCUGCCAAUUGGUCCUUCGGGGAGUAAGAGUGAUUGCUUUCUGUCGCGUACGAAAGCUAUGUGAGAUUCUCUUGCAAGCGGUUCACAGUGAGUUUCAAGCUCUCGAACGACCCGAAGUUGGCAAGAUGGUCAUGGGCUACCGAGGUGGAUACAGUCCCCAAGACCGUCGACGGAUUGAGAAGGAAAUGUUCGAGGGAAAGUUGAUGGGAAUUGUCGCUACCAAUGCACUUGAACUGGGCGUCGACAUUGGCUCACUUGACGCGGUGAUCACGCUUGGCUUCCCAUAUUCGAUUUCCAAUUUGCGACAGCAAAGUGGCCGUGCUGGUCGACGAAACAAAGACUCCCUGUCAGUGCUCGUUGGGGAGAGAUACCCAACAGACCAGCACUACAUGCAAAAUCCGGAUGAAAUAUUCACGAGGCCGAAUUGCGAGCUGCAAGUCGACUUGUCCAACGAGCUCAUCCAGGAAGGGCAUGUCCAGUGUGCCGCCUUCGAGAUGCCUAUUCGCCCGGAUGAAGACCAUGUCUACUUCGGCGAGCAACUAUUUGCCCUCGCUGCUACUCGCUUGAUCAAGGAUAGCAUGGGUUUCUAUCACUGCCACGACCGCUUCCGGCCUCAUCCAUCGCGGUGCGUGAACAUUCGUGACACAGAGGACACGCACUUUGCCGUGGUUGACACAACGAACAAUCGCAAUGUCGUCCUCGAAGAAGUCGAAGCCUCACGUGCAUUCUUCACUAUCUAUGAAGGCGGCAUCUUCCUACAUCAAGGUCAAACAUACAUCGUCAAGGAGCUCAACCCGGAGCGUCACUUUGCACGCGUCCUGCGCGUUCACGUCGAUUGGAGCACUAUGCAGCGUGACUACACAGAUAUUGAUCCCAUCGAGACCGAGGCCAUGCGUCUUGUCGGCACCGGACCAGAUUCCUGCCGCGCGUUCUUCGGAGCCGUGCAGAUUCACGCCGUUGUAUACGGCUUCUUCAAGAUUGACAAGCGUGGCCGUAUUCUCGACGCCGUCGCCGUCGACAAUCCCCCAAUUGACCUGUUCACAAAGGGUAUGUGGCUAAACGUGCCCUCCCGAGCCAUCGACAUCCUCGAAUCGCACAGACUCAACGUUGCAGCCGCUAUUCACGCCGCUGAACACGCCGUACUCUCACUCCUUCCAUCCUUUGUGAUAUCUUCUCCCGGUGACGUUCGCACCGAAUGCAAGGUCGCAAAGAAAGAGAUUAGUAGCGGGCUCCGUCGUGCCAAUGCAUCUGGCAAGUCUAACGCAGAGCUUGAGAAGAAGAUCCAACCCCCAUCACGCCAGAGACCUGCACGGUUGACCUUCUACGACGCGAAGGGCGGAUCUUGCGGGUCAGGUAUUGCGAGCAAGGCGUUCGAAUUUAUCGGAUUGCUGCUAAGACGCGCGGUGGCUCGUAUUGAAUCUUGUUCUUGUCUUUCGCCCCAGGGGUGCAUCGAGUGCGUUUGUGAUGAGCGAUGUAAGGAGAUGAACGUUGUUAUGAGCAAGGCUGGUGCAGGUGUUAUACUUCGCUGUUUGCUGGGGUGGGAGGUCGAUGUUGAUGCUUUGCCUUGGGGCGAGGAUGUGGAUGGGGUGGAAUUGGGUGUUGGCAGUAGUAGGGAACUGGCUGGUGGGUGGGAGACGGUUGUGAGAGCCAAGGACGUCCCCUGGAAGGCUGGCUGUGGCCCAGAUGAGAAGGAGACCUGGUAA